UCGAGCCCCCGCAUGCAAAUCACGUCCUCGCUCGCGCCUCUCCAUUGGCCGCCUCGCGCUCAUUUAGCUGCUGUCAGAGCGCGCGGUCCCGGCAAGUUCCAGUAACUUUUCCCUGUAAAGGCGCAGCUUCAGCCAAAGUCCGGUCAAAUAAAUCCUUCCAUUCCCCCUCAGCGCCCGCGGAUGACAGGGAGGAGGAAGAGGAGGACUCUGCACUUUUAACGGAGUGGAUUUUUCAGACUCUCCUUCCCUCGGUUCCCUUGGUUCUUUGGAGGCUGAAUGUUUCUGCUUGUUUGACUCUGUCCCACAAAGACGAGGUGAAUGUACAGCAUCAUGAUGGAGACGGACUUGCAUUCCCCCGUGGUGCCCCAGACAAACCCAUCCAACCCGGGGGGACAUGCGGGAGGGGGAGGCGCAGGAAAGGUCCCCCAGGAGAGGAUCAAGAGACCCAUGAAUGCCUUCAUGGUGUGGUCCAGGGGCCAGAGGAGGAAAAUGGCACAGGAAAACCCUAAGAUGCACAACUCUGAGAUCAGCAAGCGGCUGGGAGCGGAGUGGAAGGUGAUGACCGAGGCGGAGAAGAGACCUUUUAUUGAUGAGGCCAAGCGGCUCCGGGCCAUGCACAUGAAGGAACACCCGGACUACAAGUACCGCCCGCGGAGGAAGACCAAGACGCUACUCAAGAAGGACAAGUACUCGCUUGCCGGCGGACUCCUCGGGUCAUCGGGUGUGGGGAUGGGCGGUGGGCAGCGACUGGAGAGCCCCGGCGCGGGCCACGUGGGGGCCGGUGCGGGCUACGCGUCGCAUGUGAACGGAUGGGCGAACGGGACAUACUCGGGUCAGGUGGCGGCAGCGGCGGCGGCGGCUCACGCCAUGAUGCAGGAGGCGCAGCUGGCUUACACCCAGCACCCGGGGAGCGGAGCUCACCCGCACCACCCGCAUCACCACCACCCGCAUCACCACCCGCACAACCCGCAGCCCGUGCACAGGUAUGACAUGAGCGCUUUGUCUUACAGUCCCAUCUCAAACUCUCAGAGCUACAUGAGCGCCUCUCCGCCGGGAUACGGCGGCAUCACCGGCUACACUCACCAGCACCAGAGCUCCGGGGUCUCCCCUGUGUCCGGGGCCAUCGGUGGGACUCUGGGCUCUCUCGUGAAAUCGGAGCCGAGCGUCAGCCCGCCGGUUUCCACGGCGCGCGCCCCGCCGCCAUGCCCGACUGGAGACCUGCGGGACAUGAUCAGCAUGUACCUGCCCACCGGUGAGGCGGCGGGCGGCGACUCCGUGCAAAGCAGACUGCAUGUGCUUCACCCGCAGCACUACCAGAGCGGGGGCCCCGCGCCGGUCAACGGGACGGUCCCCCUCACGCACAUUUAAAACGUCCACGCGAACUGUGCGCACAUCAGACACAACCAAAUAUUUCCACCCUACAAGCGGGCUUCAGCUGCUCAUGGACUGUAAAUUAUAAGCGGCUCCAGCCAGGAAAAUGCAAUCACUUAAAAAAAAAAAAAAACUUUUUUAUUAUUAUUAUUUUAUUAUUAUUAUUAUUAUCAUUAUUUUAAAUCUACAACUGAUCUUUUUUUUAUCUGUCCUGGUUUAAAGAAAGCGCCUCAGAUUCCCUGUCGCUCUCUGGAGAAGAUGCCAACCUUUGACACGAUUUAAAUUAUAAUCCCUACAUGCUGGCGCAAUUUACACCUAAUUUUAUUCUCCGACAUUUCAGGAUGUUUUAAUGAGGGAAGCGUUUGAUAAAUGCAGAGCGGUGUGGAGGAAGAAGGGGUGAAAAAAAGUUUCAGGCUGCAGUUUAAAAUGAUUUCCACUUUUGAUGCUUGUAAACAUGUGAAUCAGUGUAAUUUGAAUUUGUCCCUGUUGUUGUAAAAUCUUGUAAAUUGUGAAUAAAUAGGCCUAGUGAAAGCGCUUUUAUGCAACUGUACACACAAUUUACAGAAAAAUGCUGAUCUACAUUUUGCAGCUGAAGACGGAGCAGCGCUGAGUUUAAUAAAUUGUCCAAGAGUUUGUUUGUCUCUUGGAGAAACGCUACAUUUUGUGUUAUUAUUUUUUGAUUCACGUUAAAGAAAAAAAAAAUGAAACCUUAAAUGUAAAGUGAUGUUUGCGUUCCUGUUAUAUAUUAAAUAUUUUAAACGUGAUACCAAUUUAUCUGAAGCCGGAUCUAUUCCAAUUAAAAUCAAUAAAUAUAUAUUUGCGCGGCAGGGGUAAAAAUAAUUAAGGUUUUAAAAGCAGUAUUUUUAAAUAAAGUAAAACAUUUGAUAAUUUGGUUAAAUGUUUAUAAGGCUCAUGCUUUUAAUAACCAUUUAAUAAUUCAGAAAAAAAAUAACUAAAGGUUUUAAUAAGGCCUAUAGAAAUACUGUGUCUGUAUUAUAUUUCCUGUCUCCAGUUUCAAAUGUAUUUUGUAGCAUAAUAACUUAUUUAAAGCAACAUUCCAGAAGAUGAAUACAUGUGAUUCAGUUUUUUAUGGAAGGUUUAGAAAACCCUACAAAUAACUACUUAUUUUGCAAAGAAAGCGCACCAAUACAAUGCAUUUAUUUUGCUUUUUUAUUUCAGCCAAAAUGCUUUUUAUAUACGGAUACCCUUUUUUAGAAUCAAUUUAAUUUGAGAGAAAAAUUUCUGAUCAGAUUAAAUCUUGUAUUAUUAAUAUUUUUCAUUUACUCCAACAAUGACCAGAUGUACUCAUCAUAUGCAUCAUUGUAAGGAUGCUUGAACUCACUUGUUAAAAUGGUCCUUUAGGCAAAGCAGAGCAUGUUUUCUCCUUUGCUACCUACCUGCAGGACAGUGACCUCUGCAAUCCACACCUCAAGAAAAACCCAAUCUGACACCAGCAUCUGGCGAUUGCUGCACAUUUUUUUCCCCCAGGUGUUCUAAAGUUUGUUUCGCCUCAAACUUCUUUCCACCUGAGUUCCUUAAAUUUCCCAACCUGCUCACCUCCAAAUUCUAGCGUUUGCAACUGUGUGUCUAAUUGCCACGGCUGUUAAAUGAUUUCCUUCUUUAAAAUUGAUGGCUGAAUCAGCGGAGGCCCCCGGGGGCAAAGAGAGGGGCAUGAAUGAAGGGAGAAGGCAAAGGGAGGAGGGGUUUUUUGUGUUCAGGGUGAAUGGGGAUUAGUCGUGGUGUAAGCCGGGGCAACCGCAGGGUCACAGCUGACAAAAAGCACAGCAAGCAACACCUCUGGUUCUAUCAGCGUAAUUCCCACUCUGAUCUGAACCUGAAAACAAGAGGGCAGGGAAACUGAAAAUCCAGUAAAGAUGUGUGCAGGGAUUUCCUCUAAAGUAGAACUGAAGAUAUUUCAUUAAUUCUUUAAACUAUUGAAGGCUAAUGUUGGAUAUUCACACUGUGUGGGUCCAUAAAAGACAGCAGGAGGCUUGCUAAAAGUGGGAUAAUCCAUCUUCAUGCAUCAGGAGCAGUCACCUCUAAUAAUGAGAGAAGUAUGGCUAAAAAUAACAGUGAUUUUUCCUUGCAAUCCCAACGAUCUGUCUCACUAACUUCAGCUCAAUUUUAUAUUUUACACACAGGUGCAUCUAAAAAGAAAAAAAAAAAUUUUUAAUCAUUCACUGAUUUAAUUUAACGACAUGAACAUAUUGUUCAUGCGUUCGCUGAUUCAUUAGUGCAUUCAGUAGCCAUGCUCUGAGAUCCUGUAAGCAUGCAUGGCUGCUCCCUGCAUUUGCUAUCCACUGUCAAUGUUUUCUUUGAUUUGUUAAUAAAUGGUUUGUUUGGAUGUAA
Cyprinodon tularosa is the source of this 3720-nucleotide messenger RNA. RefSeq names its product SRY-box transcription factor 1b (gene sox1b). Gene Ontology annotation, molecular function: RNA polymerase II cis-regulatory region sequence-specific DNA binding; DNA-binding transcription factor activity, RNA polymerase II-specific. The transcript has a single exon. The coding region runs from base 319 to 1368 and encodes 349 amino acids. Lineage: Eukaryota; Metazoa; Chordata; Actinopteri; Cyprinodontiformes; Cyprinodontidae. Gene Ontology annotation, biological process: cell differentiation; anatomical structure morphogenesis; regulation of DNA-templated transcription. The record is from RefSeq and is a predicted model, not a curated record.